This is a messenger RNA of Recurvomyces mirabilis, 2199 nucleotides long. RefSeq lists its product as uncharacterized. Bases 1 to 2199 code for a protein of 732 amino acids. The record is from RefSeq and is a predicted model, not a curated record. Lineage: Eukaryota; Fungi; Ascomycota; Dothideomycetes; Mycosphaerellales; Teratosphaeriaceae. The transcript is spliced from 3 exons. Gene Ontology annotation, molecular function: guanyl-nucleotide exchange factor activity. Gene Ontology annotation, cellular component: cytoplasm. Gene Ontology annotation, biological process: regulation of GTPase activity.
AUGUUCCCAGCCAUGCAGGCGCAGGUCUUUGCCAACGAGCGCUUCUCUCGGUCUGGCCCUUCGCUCGAGAGUACAUCUUCCUACUCGACUGUGGUGCAACGCCGCAAUGUCCGCAGCUUUUCAACCAGCUCAUUAUCUUCUGGUGGCUCUUCGGUGCUCGGUAGAGGGCCUGUAAAGCCUACCGAGCGUAGAUUGAGCCUCUCAGCAGUGUUCAGCCGUGGCGCCGAGGCUCUACGUGGCAGUGACUGUGAUCGGCCAAUUGUGAAGCUCGUGGACGUUGAUGAGGAUGUUGAAAAUCCUUGCACAAUUUCUGACGCCGGCGAGUCCAUCGACGGCAAUAUCACGAUUGAGGAAGAUACGGUCGAGCAGCCUGCCAGAUGCCGAAGGGGAUGUGAUGGACUGGCCGGAGUCUCCGGCUUCAAACACAUUUGGAAGAUGGCUCAGCACACUGAAACGCAGGAAGAGAGAUCCACUGCCGCUCACAACCCAUCAAAUCUACCCUCGUUCGUGGCCUAUGACGAUUUCGGCGAGCACUAUGAGCUCCUCCGACUGACGGUCGUUGACUCGCAGCAGUCAAUACAGAAUUGGCCCGAGUACGAUGCCGCAUUUGAGACUCUCGCAUACACACUCAAUCCUUUGCAGCGGCGCAACGACAACCAGAAGAGAGCCUUACGUGUCCGGGAUCUGCUCAUCAAGCCUAUACAGCGCUUGCCACGGUAUAUGCUUCUAUUUCAGGAUCUUCAAAAGCUUACGCCGGUAUGCGAUGACCCAGGCGCCCAUGCUGGUCUUGAGGACAUUGUAGGACAACUAGAAGCGGCUUGCGAGCGACUCAAUCGCAGCCGUCGAAGCCUUGAUCACACCCGUGUCCUUGAUUCUACCUGGCUGGUCAGCGAGCGACUCAGCUUUCACAAUCAGCUACCUCGUGUGGCUUUUCUGAAACUACUUGGAAAUGUCGAAUUAUGUGGGUGUCUACACAUCGCCUAUCGCAGCAAGGAAGAGAUCAAAGGUCGAUAUGUCAUCAGCGUUCUGUUCGAGACAACUCUACUUUUGGCUAUUGUGGACGAUGCCGACACGACCUACAACGUGCUCGCCGGCAUAGCACUGGGUAAUGUGACAAUGGCAGAGACAGACAAUGGCCGUGGCUUGCAGUGCCACACAGCACCGCACUCCUGGAAGCUUGUCUACGAGCAUCAGACGAGGAUGUACGAGCUGAUCUUUACAGCCUGCUCCGGAACAGAGGCCAGAGUCUGGCGUGAGCGGAUCGCGCAAUGUGCAAUGUUGCAGACAAAGGUCGCUGCCGAGAGCAAUCGAGGCAGCUUCGAACUAUUCUCGCCACUUGUGGAUGAUAUGAGGACAAUAGGUAAGGCGAUGGGCAAGGCCGGCAGUUUUGUUCGCCGCAUGUCUCACGACUCGAUCCGCCGAGCGGCGACCGUCGCCAGCACCACCAACUUGAGCCAGGUCAUCAUUAAGAACACACAGGCAUGUAAAGAGGCUCUAGACCCAGCGCAGGCGACACUGCAGAUCCCUCGGUCUCAGUCUGUAGCUACACCUAGCCAUGUGCAGACGCUGGCCCCUCGACGCGCCGAGAGGAUACGCAUAGAAGCCUUGCUCAGCGAUGUCUGGACAAAAGACGUUCUACCUUACCCUGGCAUGACACCACGCCGCUCUGAUCCUAUCCGCGCUUCGGCCAAUCACGUCAUGCGCAAAUUCAGUAUGGCAAGCAUAACGAGCAACUUCUCGACUUCCAAGCGCAAUGCUUCGUACUCAAGUAUGAGCAGUAGCCGCAAGGAGGAUAUGCCACCUCCAAGAACGACUGGAUCUGGACGUGACCGGAGGCCGACCAGACCUCCGCCUGUGAGUUUUCAAACUGCACCAGAUGCGUUCUUGCCUGAGGACUUCACCGUAGGUGGCACCAUGCCUAGAACUAAGCGAUCUGCUUUGCGCACUCUCACCAUGACAUUGGAGCGACCAUUCAGUCCGGCUCCAAGCGAAAGAAAACCUGAGCCACUGCGUCGAGCGCAGAGUGUGCAUGAUGCGAACAGCGCAGAUACGCCUCCAGCGUACACUGUCGUGCAACAACGUGCAAACACACCCGCCCCGUCCUCUACAGGGCAAGGUACAGCAGGAGCUAGCGAGGCUGGAGCCACGACACCGCGCAAGACUCAGAGCAAGAGUAGGCUGUUGCGGAUGUUUGCUUAG